AGAGAGUCUGUUUGAAACCAAAGAGCGAAGCGCUGCGGUACAGAGCGUGCGCGUCUCUUCCGCCGGAAGUUUCCAUAGAAGUUUUGGUGGCUAAUUCUUCACGUUGACGGUGGAUUGCUGCAGCUGCUCCGGACUCAUCAUGAUUGAAGUUGUCUGCAAUGACCGAUUAGGGAAGAAAGUGCGAGUAAAAUGCAACUCAGAAGACACCAUCAAAGACCUGAAAAAGCUGAUAGCUGCUCAGACAGGAACCCGGUGGGAGAAGAUCGUCCUGAAGAAGUGGUAUACAAUAUUCAAGGAUCACGUAUCACUUGCUGACUAUGAAAUUCACGACGGGAUGAACCUAGAGCUGUAUUACCAGUAACCGGCACCUACUCAUCACAUCCCCCCCCCCCCUUUAUUUUAUGGUAUUUACACACCGUCUGGAAUCUGACUGCCCGGAUCGGUGGAAGAUCAUUUCCUGUUAUGUUAUGAUCAUCAGAAAGACUGCAGCGGCCAUUUUGGCUACACAUUGUUUUUGGAUACAUUUUUUUUUUAAA
Messenger RNA from Hyla sarda, 536 nucleotides. RefSeq names its product ubiquitin like 5 (gene UBL5). NCBI's taxonomy places the organism in Eukaryota, Metazoa, Chordata, Amphibia, Anura, Hylidae. Gene Ontology annotation, molecular function: protein binding; protein tag activity. The record is from RefSeq and is a predicted model, not a curated record. Gene Ontology annotation, cellular component: nucleus; cytoplasm. The transcript is spliced from 5 exons. Bases 140 to 361 code for a protein of 73 amino acids. Gene Ontology annotation, biological process: mRNA splicing, via spliceosome; protein modification process.